AUGCAGCCUAUUGCUGCGAUUCCGCCAAGCUUCAUCGCACGUAAGAGUAAAAUCCUGUCCGAUCUGUCUGUGCCAGAUGCGGAAUAUACCGACUUGUCGCCGAAAGGAUCGGUUGAUGAAGGUAUUCGCGACUUGAUCAGAGAUAUCAAUAACCUCGAUGGUCUUGUAACGACCAGCAGUUGCGCAGGGCGGACGAGCGUCUUCGUGGAAGGCAGCAAGACAAGCAAGCGAAGGAAAUUAACGUCUGUCAAACCAAGCGACGACGACGAUGAUGGUACAGCAAAGAGAGAUGAAGAAGAAGAAGAAGCAGAACCUGUAGACGAUCGUACUGCAAGGCAGGAGCAGAGCGAGUCGCGGAAGUUUGCUGUCUCCGGCGGAAAGGGCGAGGGACGCUGGCUGUACGUCUCACAUGACCCCGUCAGCCUUUACGCCGCUGGGCAAGACGCUUCUUACCAUAAACUGUUCGGGCUUGUGCCUGGAGACGGCAUUCCAAAAACGAGCACAGCAGGCAAUGACGGCAUUUGUCUGGUUCGUUUUCAUUACGACCCCAUGAUUCUUCACGUAAUGACUGCUACACUUCACCAUGCACAGCCGGUUUUAACGGCCGCUUCAAGUGCAGGCUUCCGUGAAAGCGGCCUCCAAAGUCUGCGCUGUCUCGAGGCGACACUGGAUACCCCGAGUCAAUCCUCAGCAGACUCCCAUACUCCCAGUCCUAUCGUGGCAGUCCGCUCAUCUGGCUUAUCCCUUGAAUCGGUAAUUGGGUAUUACGAAGACAAGGAGGAUGAGGAUGCGGAGCCAGUUAUUCGAAGCCUUGUGACGGAAGAAUAUCUACAGAUGCUGGUUGCAUUGGCUAACGAGAGAUUUGUUGUCAACACAGAGCGUGUGGAGAGGUUUCGAACAAGGCUGCUUGAUUUAUAUACAUCUGCUUCGUCUCCUACGACAAGUGGCAGGACUAAGAAGCCCCCAGGUUGGGAAGAUCCCCAGGUACGGAGAGAGAAGAAAAAAGCAGAAGGGCUUCGAAGAAAGGCUGAGGCAGCUCGACGAAAGGCCUCAGAGGAGGUGGAUAAUCUAGAGGUAGAUAUUGAUAUAACGUUUUAA
Talaromyces proteolyticus is the source of this 1098-nucleotide messenger RNA. RefSeq names its product methyltransferase TYW3-domain-containing protein. Lineage: Eukaryota; Fungi; Ascomycota; Eurotiomycetes; Eurotiales; Trichocomaceae. The record is from RefSeq and is a predicted model, not a curated record. The coding region runs from base 1 to 1098 and encodes 365 amino acids. The transcript is spliced from 2 exons.